AUGAGAACCAGCCCGGGCACUGCCCAUAUAGGCAGCCUUCGCCAAGUAGAGUCGGGAAAGGGAGCGACGCACCAUGGGCUUCGCGCCGUCCGGCAGCGGCAUCGCAGCGGCAUCUCGAGCACCAUCCACAGUGCGCCCCCGACGAGCGUCUGCACCGCCAACUCACGGCUGCUCGCCAGCAUCGAGCACAACACUACCAGCAGAGUCUGCUCCCUCUCUUUUCUUCUCUCCGCCGCCCGCGCCCGCACGCACCCCAUUGCUCGGGCCCGCACCCACGCCCUUGAGGCCCUCGAACUGCUACAGCACGCGCUCUCGCACGCUGUCCACGUCGUGGUCCAGCAGCGUCGUGAGCACCUCCCCGCCGACCGUGAUCAUCCGCCGCCCGUCCGGCUCGCCCGUCGCGUGCACGACGCCGCAGUCGACGAGCAGCUUGAAGAGCGCCAUGCGCUUCGGCAGGGACACCGCGCGCCAGCGCUGCGCGGUAAGGCGGGAUGCAGCCCGAGCGACGGCGUGCGCGCGUCGACGUUCAUCGAGCCCUUCUCCUUGACGCCCGACAGAGUCCCCAGCCGGUCGUUAUGGUCCUCCGCGCGCAUGCUCCCGUCCGCGUUGACAAAGAGGUCGACGAUCUCGUUAAGGAAGCGCACGCUAUUCUGA
Molecule: messenger RNA, 654 nt
Organism: Heterobasidion irregulare TC 32-1
Lineage: Eukaryota; Fungi; Basidiomycota; Agaricomycetes; Russulales; Bondarzewiaceae
Exons: 2
Coding region: 1-654 (217 amino acids)
Source: RefSeq, a predicted model, not a curated record